AUGUGUUUUAAGAUCUUAGUUUUGUGUUUUGUUGUGUUGUUCUGUUCGGUCCUUUGUGAUAGUGAGGAAGAUGAUUUGGGAUACAGUUUGACUAUUGGAAACGCUAUUGAUGUGUUUGCAAAUUACGGCGACCUGUCUCAAGUGGCACAAGUGGUCUCAGCUGACUAUGAGGGCUACGACGGUAAUGAAGAAAUAGUCCCCUUCAACGAGAGGAACAUCAGAGUGUUCGUUAGUGUCACCAGCAAAGAGACCACGAGCGAGGGGAUCACGGACAUGGAUGUAUUGCUCUGUGAGACCUUCGAUGAUCUACUUGAUGCGUACUUCAGGAGUUUUCGGAUAGAAGGAACAGAUAAACCGUGGAAAGCGUUUAUGGGGGACUGGAUCAAUGAUGAAAUAAUGCGUACAAUGGGCCUGGAAAAUGACUCAAAACCUGACAACUGCUGCUACGUACUGGUCAAGCUGAGUAAAAGGCACAAAACUGUAGAACUUAACAAUAUCAAUACGGUUGAGCCAAAGGAAUACAUCAAGAGGGCCAUUGAUGGGCUGAAUGUGAGUGACGUCGCAGAAGUGAGGCGAUUCAUGAAGAGCUAUGGCACACAUUAUAUUGAUUCAUAUGUCACGGGAAACUUUAUUUACCAGAUAUUCAAAUACAAGCGCACGGGAUACAACAUGCUACGCGCGUACAUCAGGUUACGCAACCACGGUCGCGCUAAGCCUGACAACCUUAGAUUCUACUUCUCAUCGUACUUCCUGAAGCAAGUUGGUGAUAUCAGGAUAGCCAGUGGGAAUAAAACUACAGAAUCAUGGGCCCGCAAAAAUCUCAGGGAUGUACAGUACUUAUAUUCAAGACCCAGUCUUCUCCGAUUGUACUAUAACCCAGUCCUUCUGAACAAGCUAACUGAGCUGAUGGACAAUGGUGCUUUAAUGGGUAUCGGCCUGAACACUCUCCGACCAUUGUUCAAAGAUAAGUACAAAGCGGAUAAGUACGCCGAGAUUGUCGAAAAUGAUUUGCAACUGUGGGAGAACAAUGCGUAG
Messenger RNA from Arctia plantaginis, 1035 nucleotides. The record is from the annotation of a GenBank genome assembly. Lineage: Eukaryota; Metazoa; Arthropoda; Insecta; Lepidoptera; Erebidae.